UUCUACAUCUGUCUGUCAUUACAUUUAUGUUCGUAUAGUGGAAGGUGGCCGGCGUGUGCUUUCUGAAGUAAAAACUUUCUUACACCGAGAACCGUACAAGAACACGACUUAUUUGACCUUGACCACGGAGCAGGGAAACCAGCUGACAAUGACAGGAAACCACCUUCUCUUCGCUUCAACAAACAACCAAUCAACUGGCAUGGAAGCUAGAUCUGCGAGUUCUGUGAAAAGAGGAGAUUACAUUUUUUCCACAAAAUCGUGUCCACGUGGUCUCUGCCCUGAGCGAGUUGUCCAAAUCUCUUUCUCAACAAAACAAGGUCUGUACGUUCCAGUGACGGACGCAGGGACUCUAGUGGUGGACGGAUUGUUUGCGUCGUGUUAUUCUUUCAUACAACACGACCUCGCUCACCUCCUCACGGUAUUCUUCUGCUGGUUUCCAUGGAUACUGGAACCAUGGCAGCAAGAUGGUUUUAGUCCAAUUCUGUCAAGUCUGCAAUAUUUGGGAACUGUAAUUCUACCCAAAAGUGUCCUUAGACUAGGCUAAAUGUUUGGUUCCACUCAAGGCCGGAUCGAAGGAUAAACAUAAUUAAAAAGUG
Molecule: messenger RNA, 596 nt
Organism: Gigantopelta aegis
Lineage: Eukaryota; Metazoa; Mollusca; Gastropoda; Neomphalida; Peltospiridae
Product: indian hedgehog protein-like
Exons: 3
Coding region: 149-544 (131 amino acids)
Biological process (GO): multicellular organism development; cell-cell signaling; cell fate specification
Molecular function (GO): calcium ion binding; patched binding
Source: RefSeq, a predicted model, not a curated record